Messenger RNA from Plasmopara halstedii, 1578 nucleotides. RefSeq names its product amino acid permease family protein. NCBI's taxonomy places the organism in Eukaryota, Oomycota, Peronosporomycetes, Peronosporales, Peronosporaceae. Bases 1 to 1578 code for a protein of 525 amino acids. Gene Ontology annotation, cellular component: membrane. The record is from RefSeq and is a predicted model, not a curated record. Gene Ontology annotation, molecular function: transmembrane transporter activity. The transcript has 4 exons. Gene Ontology annotation, biological process: transmembrane transport.
AUGGAUAGUCGCGGGGUUGAGUGUGAGCACAAGAUGGUCACCAAGCCAGGAUUUCCGAUCGUCCGAACGCACUUUGACUCGCAUGAUGAGAACCACCGACUGCAUUUAGUGCCACCGUCGUCUGCAGAUCGAUCGCCACUCAAGUCGUGGCGUAAUAUGCCGAGUCCAAUGGACCACCACCAAAUAUUAAAGUGUUCAUUCGAGUGCAACGAUGGUGAAGAAAAAGCCCAUAAACAAGAACGAUCUACAGCACGUACAAUCAAUCAUGUGACGCUUGGCUUUAUCGCAUACUUCGCAGUAGCCGCGGGACCAUUUGGCAUCGAGGAUGCAGUGCGAGCAGCGGGCGCGUAUCCAGUACUAUUAGCUGUCUUACUACUGCCAUUCACAUGGGGUUUACCGCAAGCUCUUAUGACAGCUGAGCUUAGUUCUAUGAUUGACGAAAAUGGUGGUUACAUUCUGUGGGUGCGUCGUGGACUGGGUGAAUACGCAGGCUGGGUCAAUGCCUUUAACAGCAUUGCCAGUAACGUUUGUGAUUUGCCAACCUAUCCUGUGCUAUUUUGCAGCUAUGUGGAAGCUUUUUUGGCGUCAGGUUAUAGCUAUACGCUGUCUGGCUUAGAGAAAUGGCUGAUCAAAUGCGUGGCGCUACUGCUCGUGUUCAUGUCGAAUGUAGUUGGCAUGCGCGCUGUAGCACUCGCUUCUGUGCUCAUGUCUCUCUUCGUAUUGACUCCAUUUGUUUUAGAGCCAUUAUCGGUAGAUACUUUUAAUCUUGCAACAUGGGGCACUGUAGCACCUCAAAUUGACUGGUCGCUCUUUCUCUCGACGAUUUUGUGGAACUAUCAAGGGUGGGACUCGCUUGGAUGUGUCGCUGGAGAAGUAAAAGAUGGUGGCAGGACAUAUCCAAUUGCUAUUGUCAUUGCAAUGGUUUUGAUCACAAUCAAUUACGCGUUACCAGUUGGUGCCGGAAUUAUGGUUGAAUCAGAUUUUUCACAGUGGCACGAAGGUUCCUUAGAGACAAUUGCGAUCAUGAUCACUCCGUGGCUAGGUGCAUGGGUAGGUGUGGCUGCUAUCGUUGCGACCUUGGGUGAGUUCAAUGUCGUAAUGGCGUGCAGCUCACGAGCUCUGUGGGCAACAGCGGACUACAAAAUGCUACCGUCUUUCCUUGCUAUCGAGUGGAAACGUUUUGGGACACCUGUUGCUGCUAUUAUCUGUCAAACUGUGACCACUGGCGUAUUAAUGAAUUUUUCAUUCGAGUUUCUCGUGGUGCUCGAUACAUUUUUUAACAAUCUCACGUUGCUGCUCGAAUUUUUCGCCUUUCUACGUCUGAAAUACAUUGAAAAAGAUACCGUGCGUCCGUUUGUGGUUCCGUUUGGUAAUACAGGUGCCUGGGCAAUCACGCUGCCUAAAAUUAUCGUGCUCUCGGGUGUUCUGCUUGCUCAAAAGCAUCACGUAUGGGUGACUUGUGGGUUAUUUAAUAUAGCUGUAUCUGGUACUUAUCUGGUCUGGCGCCGCGUUCAAUCAGCUGCCCAAACCACUACGGAAUUGUCUUCUACCGCCUAUGGCACCGGGCAGCUAUCCUAG